Panonychus citri (citrus red mite) is the source of this 5797-nucleotide messenger RNA. RefSeq names its product cell adhesion molecule Dscam2-like. NCBI's taxonomy places the organism in Eukaryota, Metazoa, Arthropoda, Arachnida, Trombidiformes, Tetranychidae. The transcript has 21 exons. The coding region runs from base 261 to 4922 and encodes 1553 amino acids. Gene Ontology annotation, cellular component: plasma membrane; axon. Gene Ontology annotation, biological process: homophilic cell-cell adhesion; axon guidance; dendrite self-avoidance. The record is from RefSeq and is a predicted model, not a curated record. Gene Ontology annotation, molecular function: cell-cell adhesion mediator activity.
UCAGUUGAACUAAGUGAGUUGACUGAUUAACAUUACCCAAAUCGUAUUGUGAUGAAAGUUGAUUGUUACUUUCCAACAAUCAAAUAAUUGUCAUGAAUUUUAAACGAGUCAAUCAGAGGAGUAAUUAACAAUUAUUACAAUAGUUUUUGUUUGUUUUGUGUCAUCAAAGAUUAAAAUUGUGCCGAAUCAACUUUUCCAUUGAAGUUUCCAAUCCAGUGACAAUUUAAUUAAAUUGUGUAAAUAAAUUGUAAACUUAAAUCAUGAAUCUAUUGAUAACCAGUUGGAUACUUUUAAUUCAAAGUUACUUUUAUUCAACAUUUGAUUUAUCCUCUAACGGUCAACAACAAUUUAAGGAUCACCUUAAGAUCAAUUCAUCAGUUAAUGUGAUAGUUAAUCAACGUACUAAUCAAUCAACACAUUUAAUCAAGAGUAAAACAAUUAAUCAUGGAUUAACAAGAUUGAAACGUUCAUACAAAUUGGUUGGAUCUUCAUCAAUAGAAUCAAUGACAAAACGAUUACAACAAAUUACCACCUCAAUCGCUGAACAAAAUAUUGUCAUUGAAGUUCUGGAUGAACAUGUAAUCUCAGGCAAUACCGUUGUAUUCAAAUGCAAUAUACCAAAUUUUAUCAAAGAUUUUUUAAUAAUCUCUGCUUGGAUUGAGGAUCAAACAAUGAUUGUAAUCCAACCUCCUUCAACUUAUGUGAUAAAUCAUUCAUCUUCCAUAGGAGAUAGUAAAUAUCUAAUGUUACCCACCGGUGAACUUUAUAUCCGCCAAGUGGACAGUUCAUUGAAUCAACGUAGUUAUAAAUGUCGAGCAAGACACAGAUUAACUGGUGAAACAUAUAUAAGCUCAACAGCGGGUAAACUUAUAGUAACAGAAUCUCAUAAUGUGAUAAGUCCCAGGAUUAGUGAUAUAAGAUCAAUCGUUUUGGCUGUUAAAGGUGAUACCGUGAUACUUGCCUGUUCAGCUCAGGGAUAUCCGGUUCCAACCUACACUUGGCUGAAAAAAGAUUCAAUCACUGAGAAAAUUAUCACACCCGAUGAUCGGUUUACCCGUUCCGAUGGGAUUUUGUUCAUUCACAGUGUUAAAAUUCAAGAUUCAGGGAUCUAUGUGUGCCAGGUGAAUAACACCAUUGGUGAGGAAAGAGCUGAAACUAAGCUUCUUGUCCGAGCUCCUUUAUCUGCCAAAUUGGUGCCUUCAAGUGAAUCAACUGAUGUUGGUGCUUCACUGUUCCUUAAUUGUUCCGUUACUGGUCAUCCAAUAGAUUCAAUUGUUUGGGAGAAAGAUCAUAAACCAAUUAAAGGAGAUUCAUCUGAAUCAGGAAUUCGUUUGGUGGCAAAAGAUUUAAUUCACAUUGAAUCAGUUAAAAGUAAACAUGGUGGCACUUAUCAGUGUUUCGCUUCCAAUGAAUAUGAAUCUGUCCAAGCAUCAUCGCUAUUGAAAAUCAGAGAUGAUCCGCCUGAAUUUAAGGAAACCUUUAAAUCAUCAACUCUUGAUCCUGGUCCUUCAUUGUCAUUGAAAUGUGUCGCUGCCGGUAAUCCGUUACCUCAGAUAACAUGGACUCUUGAUGGUUUCCCGAUUCCCGAAAGUAUGAGAGUCCGAUUUGGCGAUUUUGUCACUAAGGAAAACUUGGUGGUCAGUUAUGUUAACAUUUCGGACAUUCGGGUUGAAGAUGGAGGUGAAUACAAAUGUAAAGCUGAUAACGGUGCUUCCGCCAUUGAACAUGCUCAACGUAUCAACAUCUUGGGUCCACCGAUAGUAAGACCCAUGGGCAAUAUAACAAUAGUUGCUGGUGAUGUCCUGCUAAUUAAUUGUCCAGUCGCUGGUUAUCCGAUUGAAUCAAUCACAUGGACAAAAGGAGGCCAUAGGUUACCCGAUAAUCAUAGACAAAAAGUUCACGAUAAUGGUUCACUCGAAAUCCAUCAAGUUGAAAGCUCUAUUGAUGAAGGAUUUUACACUUGCCUUGCUCGUAAUAAACAAAAUCAACAAUCGGAAUCAAGUUUAUACAUUAGUGUUAAGGUUCGUCCAACAAUCGCCAACUUUUCAUUCCCAGUUAACCUUCGUGAGGGUCAACGAGCAUCGGUCAUUUGUACCGCAGCGUCCGGUGAUUAUCCGAUUCAUGUUAAAUGGUUGAAAGAUGGAGCACCCGUUAUACUACAAAAGGGUAUCAAGGUAUCACAAUUAAGUGAUUAUUCAUCAAUUUUAUUAUUUGAAUCAUUGGCGCUCGAGCAUAAAGGUAACUACACUUGUAUCGCGACCAAUGAAGCUGGUUCAGCAACUCACACCGCCCAUAUGAUAAUACAUGUGCCUCCUCGGUGGGUUAUCGAACCAGUUGACAGUUCGGUUGUUCAAGGUCGAAGUAUAUCGAUAGACUGUCAAGCUGAAGGAUAUCCCAUUCCUCGAAUACGUUGGACCAAAGGUGAAGGUUAUCAACAAGACCCACCGACAAAUUUCAAGCCGAUAAACUCAUCUCCUCAUCUUCUUGUCUUUGAAAAUGGAUCAUUGGCCAUUCAUAACGCUCAGAAAUCGGAUGCUGGUUAUUAUUUAUGUCAGACAAAUAAUAACAUUGGUCCAGGAUUGAGUAAAGUUAUCAGACUAACUGUUAAUGUUGCUGCUCAUUUCGAGACAAAAUUUAACGUUGUCACAGUUACAAAAGGUUCAGAGGCUCGAUUACAAUGUAAAUCGAUUGGAGAUAAACCGAUAACCGUUACUUGGUCCAAGGAUAAGAUUAGUUUUACUCCUCGAGAUGAUCCCAGAUAUGAACUCUUCGAAGAGGCCAGUCCAGAGGGUUUAAUAUCGGAAAUUUUGAUUCGCGAUGCUGAUCGACGGGAUUCAGCCUUGUUCACUUGUAAUACUUUUAAUAGUUUCGGUAAAGAUGAGACUAACAUUCAACUAUUACUUCAAGAGCCUCCUGAUCCACCUCAAGAUAUUAAAAUUCUUGACCAUGAUGGUCGAUCAGCAACAGUUUCAUGGUCACCUCCUUAUCCUGGAAAUAGUCCAAUCAUUGAGUAUAUUGUACAGUAUAAGUUAGAGAAAGAAAAAUGGACCACAGUUCGAGGCUCUUGGAAUGUAACUGCCUCAGGCAGUGGAACAUCUUAUCGUCUUGAGAGUUUACAUCCUAUUACUCAUUAUCAACUUCGCAUGUACGCAAGUAAUGCGAUCGGACGAAGUGAGCCAAGUCAAGUUGUUCAUUUUCGAACUGAUGAAGAAGCACCAGGAGGACCACCGCUUCAUAUUAAAGCGAUUCCAAUGAGCUCAUCUUCAGUUAGAGUUACAUGGAAACCACCAAAGAAAGAGUUAACCUUUGGGCCGAUUAUGGGCUAUUAUGUUGGUUAUAAGGUGAAAGAGACUCGAGAUGAUACAACAGGUUCAUACACUUAUAAAACACUGGAGGCCAAAGAUCGUUCCGUUAACAUGGAAGCUCAAAUCAAUGGACUUACUCGAGCAACUAAAUAUUCAAUUACCGUCCAAGCUUUUAACUCAAAAGGCUCUGGCCCAGCAUCAGAAGAGAUUCUAGUUCAAACCUUAGAAAAAGAUCCACCUUCAAUUCCGAAUCUAAAAUUAUCCACUAAAACUGCAAACUCGAUAACAAUCACAUGGAGUUCUGAGACUAAGGCUCAUUCUGAUAAUCCAACUGGUUAUAUUGUCUACAUGAAACGUUCAAGUUCAGAUAAAUGGGAUUCAUUUGAGAUUCCAGGAAGUUCCAAUUCUCAUACAACUGAAGCCUUAAGCUGUGGAACCUCGUAUCAAUUUUAUAUCGUGGCCUUUGAUGAGAUCGGUAAAAGUGACCCAAGUAACAUUAUCUAUGUGAAAACCGAAGGGCUGGCCCCCGUUGCGCCCGAUAAACAUUCCCUGUUAUCGAUAAACGCUUCUACUGCAGUUAUACACUCAGAUUCGUGGCACGAUGGAGGAUGUCCGAUCGAUAGAAUGGAGAUAAUGUUCAAAGAAGAAAAGAAAAAGGAAUGGUUCUCUCAUCCACCCGUAAUCUUUCCUCCGUCCAAAGAUGAGAAAGAUAUUAUUCUCUCUGACCUUCGACCCGGAACUUCGUAUGAGCUUAAAAUAACAGCGACAAAUGAAGCAGGUCCAACAACGGUGACCCACAUCUUCAGAACUAACAGUUUGGCUCGAGCCGAAAAGGGGCCUUUUAUGAUCGGCAAUGAGGCUUCCAAAUCGGCCUCAGAUUCUAGUCCAUACGCAGAAUUGAAUCUUAUUCUGCCAACAAUUAUCUCCAUUGGUGCAACUUUCAUAGUUCUAAGUUUUCUCAUUUGUUUAAUAUUUUUGAAACGACGUCAUAAUAAUAUCAACUUCUAUGAAAAUCAAGGUCUCUAUGAACCCUCAAAACGAGAGCCUGGUAAUGAAACACUUCGAUUAACUUCCCUUGAUGGGACAUUGAAAAAAUCGACCACAAAUUGUGCUGCUUCGAGCCUCGACUCGGGUAAUUAUCCUUCUUCCUAUGCAAUGACCAAAAUUGAAUCAGAAAAAGAUCUGACCAAUGGUCUAAUCGAAACUGAAGCUAAACGAACCUGCCCAUCACCACUGAAACAGCAUGUGCAAUUAAACCAAACGGAACCUUUAUAUGCGACGGUCAAACGGACUCCCCGACAGCCACGGACUGAUGUUCAUGUUUAUAAUUAUCCAAUAACUCAAACAACGUCAGAUUCUGGUUGUGCUUCUGAAGCAUCUUGGCCAAACAUGUCGUUAACUGGACAAUUACCUUGUGCCCAGGGGACAAUCAAUUCCAAUACAUUAUUGAGAUUUCAUGAAGCAACGGACGAGAAAAAAUUAACUGCAAUUCCAAUCAGUGCUGCUAAUUAUGCAACUUAUGUUGAACGACAACCAAUGUUAAUUUGUCAACAACAACAACAACAACAAUCAGCUCAACGUUUCAAUGGGAAUUAUAAUCGAGGAACAAUUUCUUAAUUAUUUAAAGGAAAUAAUUAAAUUGGUCUUAAUUGCAUUCCAAUUAAUCAGGAUCUCAAUACAUUGGAUAUACACACAAAUAGUGAUAAUUUUAUAACCAAAGAAAAAUAAACUUGAUGCCAAAACUUAAUUGUAAACUUAAUUGUCGUAAAAAUUGUUCAAUUUGAUUGUUGAUUAGAUUGUUGAUAAUUUUCAAUCUAAUUUAACAUCUAUCAAUUGAUAAACUCUGACAAUUUAAUUUCUGCCAAACUAAAUUAUAAACUAAUUACUUUUAAUUGUUUAGAAAGACUCAAUUUGUAGCUUUUAUAUAAAUAUUAUAAUAUAAAUUUAAUUGUAAAUUUAAUAAUGAUUUCAAACUUUAAUUAUAACAAUUAACUAAUUCAAUUCACAUUCUGUAAAACAUUCAAUGUCCAAUCUUUUAUAAUGGAAUGACCCUUGACCUUGUCCAUGACCUCAUAUGUAUUUCACUUAGCCUUUUACCUUAAUUUAAUACCUGAUGGCUUAAUUGAUUAACUUGCUUAAGUUUUAAUCAGAGUUUUAAUUGCAAUAACUAAUCAAUAAGACACAAAUCUAUUGAUUGUUAAUAAUAAGAAAACAAUACAAAGCCAAACAUUGAAUGUUUAUUUUUCUGUAAUUAAAUUGUAUUAACUAAUUGAGAUGGAAACAAAAAUUACAAUUAAUAAAAUAAAUUCACAGUUAAAUUCAGUUUAUCUCUUUAGUUCAUUUAAUUGUUUUGAUUACUUGAAAUAUCAGUCCACUCAAAUUCAUGAUUAAAUUGGCUUGAUUAACAUUAGGGAGGUUAAUCAAUCAUAUCAAUUCAAUUAAAAAAAAGCACGAAUCAAAAUUUAUCAACCCAAUUGUCAAGUUAAAUCAAU